Messenger RNA from Raphanus sativus (radish), 2819 nucleotides. Its product is annotated as WEB family protein At5g16730, chloroplastic. The record is from RefSeq and is a predicted model, not a curated record. The transcript is spliced from 3 exons. The coding region runs from base 319 to 2688 and encodes 789 amino acids. Gene Ontology annotation, biological process: reciprocal meiotic recombination. Lineage: Eukaryota; Viridiplantae; Streptophyta; Magnoliopsida; Brassicales; Brassicaceae.
AACUAAAAGAAGAAAUAGUUAGUGGUUGGUUGUCUUUUUUCUGAUACAUCGGAUCGGUAGGAGGAGAAUCCGACUUCUUUAAAAAAAGAAAAAAAAAGUUUUGAGAGUGUGGCCACUCUGGAGACAGUCAGACAGGUCUUCUUCUUCUAUCAUUCUUCUUCUUCUUCUGGGUUUAUUCCUUUCACUUUCCUCCAUCUCUCUCUCUCUCUCUUGAUCUGAAUCCCAAAACUCAUUUUUUCAAGAAAUUCAGCAUUGUAUUUUGUAAUCGAUCAACUACAUCUUUCUUCUAAUCGAGUUCGGCGGUGCUGGUCGGUGACUAUGUCUUCGAAGACAAAAACUAGUUUGUCCGAAGCUCCUCCGGGGAAAUCGUCUCCCGCAACUCCAAAAGCGGCGAGAUUGAGUAGGGCGGUGAAUAAAUCUGAGACCACCACUUCACCAAGUUCACGCCUUUCACUUGAUCGCUCUUCCCCUGCUUCAAAGUCUUCUUCUUCUGUUGAGAGACGCUCACCAAAGGUCCCAACUCCACCUGAGAGAACUCAAGCGCGGGCAGCAGCGAAAGGAUCAGCAGAACCAACGGAGAGUCGGUUGACUCUGACUCAAAUCAAGGAAGAUCUCAAGAAAGCUAACGAGAAGAUAACUUCCUUAGAGAAGGAGAAAGCCAAAGCGCUCGAUGAACUCAAAGAAGCCAAGAAAGAGUCCGAAGAAGCAUCUCUGAAGUUAAACGAGGCUUUAAAAGCUCGGAAAAGCCUCGAGGAGAACUCAGAGAUGGAGAAGUUUCGAGCUGUUGAGGAAGGGAUCGAGGCGGUUCAGAAGAAAGAAGAAGAGCUGAAGAAAGAACUCGAGAAUGUCAAGAACCAACACGCUUCGGAUUCAGCUUCUCUUCUUUUGGCUAAGCAGGAGGUUCAGAGAGUCAACGAAGAGUUGGCCAAGGCCAAUGAGGUCAAGAGCCAGGCUGAGAUCUUAUCUUCUGAGCUUACGCGGUUGAAAGCUUUGCUUGAUUCAUCGGAAAGCGAGAUGGUUGCCAAACUAGAAGAGGAGAUUGAUGUUUUAAAAAAAGAUCUCGAGAGAGCGAGAAGCUUUGAGGCUGAGGUGAAAGAACAAGAGAUGAUCAUCAAGAAGCUUAACGCUGAUCUGGAAGAUUCCAAGAAGGGAGAGUCUUGUGCACAGAGCUUAUCCGAGGAGUGGAAGAGCAAAGCCAGAGAGCUUGAGGAAGAGUUAAAAGAAGCUAAUGAUCUAGAGAGAUCCGCCUCUUUAUCUCUGGAGUCUGUGAUGAAACAGCUCGAAGGAAGCAAUGAUAAGCUGCACGACGCAGAAUCCGAACUCACUGAUCUCAAGGAUCAGAUCUUGACGUUGGAGACAACAAUCGCUAGACAGAAGGAGGAAUCUGAGAAACUGUCUAAGAUUGAGAAAGAAGUUGAUAGCUUAAAGAACAAGCUUGAAGCGAAGGAGGAGGAGAAGAACCGAGCGUUAGAUAAGGAGCAAGACGCUUCUCUAAACGUACAAAGACUCUUGGAACAGAGGAAGAAGCUCUUAGCGGAUCUAGAAACCUCGAAGGUGGAAGAGGAGAAGAGCAAGAAAGCGAUGGAGAGCUUAGCUUCUGCGUUACACGAAGUCUCUAGCGAAGGAAGAGAGUUGAAAGAGAAGCUGAUGAGCCAAGGCGGAGGAGACCAAGAGUACGAGACGCAGAUAGAAGACUUGAAGCUUGUCAUCAAAGCGACCAGCGAGAAGUACGAGACGAUGCUUGACGAAGCGAGGCACGAGAUCGAUGUGCUGGUGAGCGCGGUGGAGCAGACGAAGAAGCAUUUCGAGAGUUCGAAGAAGGAGUGGGAGAUGAAGGAAGCUAACUUGGUGGAUUACGUGAAGAAGAUGGAGGAGGAGGUUGCGAAGAUGGGGAAAGAGAUGAGUAGGUUGGAUGGUUUGAUGAAGAGGACGGAGGAAGAAGCUGACGCGGCUUGGAAGAAGGAAGAGGAGACGAGAGAGAGUUUGAAAGAGGUGGAGGAUGAGGUUGUUUCUCUUCAGGAGUCUCUCGGGGAAGCGAGAGAAGAAAGCGUGAGGCUUAAGGAGAAUCUGUUGGAGAAAGAAACUGAGUUUGAAAGCGUUGUUCAAGAGAACGAGGAGCUGAGGGGAAAGGAAGAGGUUGCUUUGAGGAAGAUUGAGGAGUUAUCAAAGUUACUAGAGGAAGCAAUGUUGGCCAAGAAGGAAGAGGAGGAAGUGGAGCUCAGUGAGAGUGAUAAAGAGUAUGAUUUGUUACCAAAAGUGGUUGAGUUUUCUUCUGAGAACGGUCAUAGAAGUGUAGAAGAAGAAGAAGCUAUCAGCAAUGGCAAUGGUGUGGAGGAGAAAGACAUGAAUGGAAAGCCCGAGGAGGCAAAAACAGAGGUGAAGGAGAAGAAAGAAGAGUCUGUAGAUGAUGACAAAGAUGAUUCAGUUGAAGUAAUAUUCAAAAUGUGGGAAAGUUGCCAAAUAGAGAAGAAAGAAGCUGUUCCGGACAAGAAAGCAGAACUAGAGUCUCAGGGAGUAGAAGAAGAUUCAAGGAAAGUAGAUGAAAGCGAUAAGGCCUCGACAGAGAACGUUGAUGAAACUGCAGAAGAUGAGGUUGUGAUGGAGAAGAAACUCAACAAGAAGAAGAAGACUUUGCUUGGUAAAGUUGGGAACCUUCUCAAAAAGAAAGCAGCAGUGAACCCGAAAUAACAAACUCUUGGAGGGUAAGGAAGAAAACAUUAAAAAAGCUUGUUAUAUGUAGAAAGAAACCUCAAACAUUUAUACAUUUGUAUACUCUUUUGAUUUGCGUCAGUGUUCUUUAUAUAUAUCUUUGUUGGUUA